Messenger RNA from Ictalurus furcatus (blue catfish), 2359 nucleotides. It is a transcript of the gene tcerg1l, whose product is annotated as transcription elongation regulator 1 like. The coding region runs from base 584 to 2359 and encodes 591 amino acids. NCBI's taxonomy places the organism in Eukaryota, Metazoa, Chordata, Actinopteri, Siluriformes, Ictaluridae. The record is from RefSeq and is a predicted model, not a curated record. Gene Ontology annotation, cellular component: nucleus. Gene Ontology annotation, molecular function: transcription coregulator activity; RNA polymerase binding. The transcript is spliced from 14 exons.
CGCUGGCACGCGGUAUCAUACAGUCUCUCUCUCUCUCUCUCUCUCUCUCUCUCUCUGUGUGUGUGUGAGAGAGAGAGAGAGUGAGAGAGAGAGAGAGAGAGAGAGACUGACUUUGAUUCGCGUCAUACGGAAUCCGUGCACACUCGCAGGACGUCACGCGCAAAGUUCCCACAAACCGGAUUAUAUUCUGAGCGAGAUUUAGUAGCCUAUGUCUCAUAUGAGCCGUGGUCGUUUAUAGCAGCGGAUGAAUUUUCUUGAGUGAGAGGCAGAGUGACAGGGAGCAUCUUUUCCUCCACAGUCCCACCGAGCUCCUCUUUUUGGGCGGACUGAUAUCGGAGCUGCGGGUCUGCUCUGUGCGUUCUAUGCGUUCGUGCGUGGAUGCUGCGCGUUACUUCUCAUUCCGGCCACUUUUGAACAUCUGGCACUGGAUAUUAAGCCGGUUUUUGGGGACUGAGUGUGUUUGUUUUUCCAGCAUGAGCGUGACCAGUGAGUGAUGGAAUGAGGGUGUAACUAAGUGUUCCUCUCUAUAACGGAAUUUACACAUCUCCUCAUAGCACAUAAAGCUCUGCUGUAGGAUGCAGGGAUGAUGCCCGUACGGCGUGUGAAGGCUCAGCCACGUGUGUGGCCACUGAGCACAGAGCCUCCUCCCUGGGUAUGGACGAUGCCGAGUGCUGCAGGGCUGUGUGCUCUGAGCUCCACUCCUCAUGCGACCCUCCUUAACUCUGCCCGACUUCUUCCUCCUCUGCGCACUGUCACGAGCUGGCAGCUCUCCUGUGAUCCGUUCUUACAGCCACUCAUCAGCCCACUUCCAGUGCCAAACGUUCAGUGGGAGCUUACAUCUAGGCCUCCCAUGCUGGGUUUUCAGCCUUCUGCGAGUGUUGACCUGGUCCCUGUGUUCCCUGUUGUGUAUCGCACUGUACUUCACCCACACUACGGCAAGUCCUGGCUGGAAAAACGCACGCCUGACUACAAGGUUUAUCUAGACAAUGCUUUGGAGUCCUGGAUUAGGCCAGAGGAAGUGAGAAUUUUUCAGCAUCAGGAAAAGCCAGUGCUAAUGACAAACCAAGUGGCGAUGAGCAUAUCAAGGCCAGCAGCUGCCUCCAGGAAUUUCCACACUCUGCUUCUGACACCCAGGCGCAUUUCAGGUUGUCCAGUAGCCUUAAAACGAGUGCGGAGCAACAAACAGAUGGCUCUUGCAACAGCGGCACUGGUGGCUAUGGAAUCAGACAUGGCCCAGAGGCCAUCAGCCUCCUCAGCUCACCCUCUGCACUUUCUCUCACUGUCGCCUAUUAAGAUCCCACUUCUGACUUCACCUAACCCCGGACCUCGAGGCUCAUGGGAAGGUCUGCUGACUCCUGUUCUGCCCACACAGCUCACUGCUGUGAGGUCCCUCUCUGCCCCUGCUUUGACCCUUCUGGCUGGUGACUGGAAAGAUAAAAAGGCUCCAGAAAAGAAACUGGAAUUGAGGAAGCCAUCCUGCACAGGAGCAUUGGUGCUGCACUCCAAUUCAACACCAGGGGACAAAGUCGAGGAUGAGCAGUUUAAGAUUAGCAUGGAUAUUGACAGCUCUCCUAAAGACAAACGGCCAGUUGCAUCCACUCCAGUGCCGGGAUCACCAUGGUGUGUGGUUUGGACAGGAGAUGAUAGAGUUUUCUUCUUCAACCCCACCAUGCAGCUGUCUGUAUGGGAUAAACCAGUGGAUCUUAAAGACCGGGGGGACCUCAACAAAAUCAUUGAAGAUCCUCCACAUAAACGCAAGAAGGACUUGUCAGAGGAUGGCUCAAAUUCCCCCUUUGCUGAUGAUGAGGAUGAAGACGAUGAUGAAGGAGACCAUAUUUCAAAAUCCAAACGCAACAAGUUGGAAGAGCCAUCUAGUAAUUCUGUGUCUGCCAGUGAGGAGCAGAAUACAGAGAGCUGCACAGCGUCCAAUCAGAUGGUCCUACCACUCGAACUGCGGAUCACGCACUUCAGAGAUAUGCUCUUAGAGAGAGGGGUGUCUGCAUUCUCAACAUGGGAGAAAGAAUUACACAAAAUUGUGUUUGACCCACGUUACCUUCUCCUGGGGCCAGAGGAGAGGAAGCAAAUUUUUGAUCAGUUCGCCAAAGCCAGGAUAAAAGAAGAACAUAAAGAGAGAAAGAACAAACUCCAACAGGCAAAAGAGCAGUUCAGGAAAUUACUUGAAGAGUCCAAAAUUACAUCCAAGUCAACUUUCAAAGAGUUCUCAGAGAAGUACAGCCGAGACCCGCGCUUCAAACGGGUUCCCAAGCAGAAGGACCAGGAGCUGCUUUUCUCCCAGUUUGUCAGCGGGCUCAAGAAGCGUGAUAAGGAAAACCGGAUGAGACUGAGAAAGAUGAGAUGA